Dermatophagoides pteronyssinus (European house dust mite) is the source of this 2989-nucleotide messenger RNA. It is a transcript of the gene Glut1, whose product is annotated as Glucose transporter 1. Gene Ontology annotation, cellular component: membrane. Gene Ontology annotation, biological process: monosaccharide transmembrane transport. The record is from RefSeq and is a predicted model, not a curated record. Gene Ontology annotation, molecular function: hexose transmembrane transporter activity. Lineage: Eukaryota; Metazoa; Arthropoda; Arachnida; Sarcoptiformes; Pyroglyphidae.
UAUAAAUAACAUCAUCAUUUGACAGCAUUUGUUUAUUUGGUCAUCACCAUCAUCAUUAUCGUUUUUUUCAAUUUAAAUCAUCUUCAAUUGAAGAUUUUCCGGUUUUUUUUGUUUUUGUUGGAAAUGUGCCGAAAAACUUGGUGUCCUAGUGGUCACCAAUGUCCAGAAGGUCUAACAUGUAUGUUGGUGUUUGCAAUAUUUUCAGCCGUACUUGGUAUGUUUCAAUUUGGUUACAAUACCGGUGUAAUAAAUGCACCACAAAAGAUAUUAGAAAAUUUUAUUGCCGAAGUAUAUAAAUCAAGAACAGGAAAAUAUAUGUCUGAAGAUAUGUUAACAUUAGUUUGGUCUAUAACUGUUUCAAUAUUUGCUGUUGGUGGUAUGAUUGGUGGUUUAUCUGGUGGUGUUAUUGCUGAUUAUUGUGGAAGAAAAUGUGGUCUAUUAUUUAAUAAUGCAAUUGCAAUAUUAGGUGCUACAUUAAUGAGUUCAUCACAUUUAUUUCGUUCAAUUGAAUGUUUAAUAAUUGGUCGAUUUUUUAUUGGUUUAAGUUGUGGAUUAAAUACUGCACUUGUGCCUAUGUAUCUUUCGGAAAUAGCACCAAUGACAUUAAGAGGAGCACUUGGAACGGUCAAUCAAUUGGGUGUAACUAUUGGACUAUUAUUAUCACAAAUAUUAGGUUUAUCGCAGAUAUUAGGUACUGAAGAUGGAUGGCCAUUUUUAUUAGGUGUAGCAUUCAUUCCAGCUGUUUUACAAUUAAUAUUAUUACCACAAUGUCCUGAAUCGCCAAGAUAUUUAUUAAUAUCAAAAGGACGUUUAACUGAAGCUACUUAUGCACUACAACGAUUACGAUGUACAACCAAUGUUGAAGAUGAUAUUGAAGAAAUGCGUAUCGAAGAUCGUGCACAACAACAAGAAGCAAAGAUAACAAUGUGUCAAUUAAUAAAAAAUCGUUCAUUACAAACACCAUUAAUUAUUGGAACUGUGAUGCAAUUAUCUCAACAAUUAUCCGGUAUAAAUGCUAUAUUUUAUUAUUCAACAAAUAUAUUUACAAUUGCUGGACUUGGUGAUGAUUUGGCAAAAUAUUCAACAAUUGGUGUUGGUGUUGUAAUGGUUUUAAUGUCAUUAGUAUCAAUGAUGUUGAUGGAUCGUACUGGUCGUCGUACAUUACAUUUAUAUGGACUUGGUGGAAUGUUUAUAACAAGCAUGUUUUUGACAAUAUUUUUAUUAUUUGGUUUUCUAUAUACAUGGAUGUCUUAUAUGAGUGUUAUGAGUACAUUAAUCUAUGUUGUAUUUUUUGCCAUUGGACCGGGAUCAAUUCCAUGGAUGAUAACUGCCGAGCUUUUUUCACAAGGACCAAGACCAGCUGCUAUUAGUAUUGCAGCAUCAGUAAAUUGGUUUACAAAUUUUGCUGUUGGUUUAGCAUUUCCAAUUAUGAUACAAUUUAAAGAUAAAGCAAUGGAUAAAUAUGCAUUUUUACCAUUUACCGGUUUUUUAGCCAUUUUUUGGAUAUUUACAUAUUUUAAAGUGCCCGAAACAAAAAAUCGUACAUUUGAAGAAAUAUCUGCAUUGUUUCGUAAAGAUGGUUCAGAUAAUUUAAUACCAAUCGAAGAUGUCGUUGGUGGUUCUGGUGGUGCUCUUGGUGGAUCACAACAAUUUAUUCAUAAUGGUGGUGGUGGUAAUCAAACGCCAACAUCUGGUGGCCAACAGCAAACUGGUCUUGGAUCACAUAAUUCUAGUUCUGGUGAUAUUUAUUCACAUAAAUCAAGCAGUGGUGAUAUUAUAUUUGCUGAUGAAAGAACAUUGGAAAAAUGUUAUCUACAUCAUCAUCAUUAUCAUCAUUUUCAUUAUAAUGAUAAUGAUGAUGAUAAUUGUUUGCCAACAACUGGUGGUGGCGGUAGUCAACCACAAACACCAUUAACACCUGGUCCAACAUUACAUCAUACACCAACAACUGGUAGUAUAGGUAGAAUACCAAUGUUAUGUCCAUCAACACCAAUUAUACAGAUACCAAUUGUGCCAGUAACACAUCCGGAACCAUUAUCACCACCACCACCACCAUUAACAGUUGCAUUACCACCACCAUUAACACCAUCAUUGUCGCAUCAACAAAAUCAACAAUCAAAAGAUGCUUAUCAUCAUUUUAUUUUACCGCCACCUAAAAAAACAAUAUCUCAACAACAACAACAACAAUCGACAACAACACCGACUAAUCAUCAUCAUCAUCAUCAUCAACAACAACAAACGCAACAACAAUCUUCAUUUAUUGAUCUUCAUCAACAACAAUUACCAUCACAGCCAACAAUGCCACAAUUAGUGCCAUUAUCAUCAAAUGUUCCAAUUUCAAAUAAUCAUCAACAACAACAAGUUGUUAACCAUCAAUAUCAUCAUCAAACAUCAUCAUUAACACCACCAUCAUUAACACCACCAUCAUCAUCGACGACAUUAUGUUCAUCAACGACACCUUUUAUAUUUCCACCGCCAAAUUUAACCACUGGACAGCCAUUAGGGUCAUUAUCAUCAACUUUAACACGUAAAAAACAUUUAACAACAAUGGUUACUCAUCAACAGCCACCACCAUUACCGCCACCGCAUGCUCAUCAUCAUCAUCAUCAACAUUUUCAACAACAACCACCGCAAACGCAAUUACAAUCGGCCGCAGUGAUGAAUGAUAUAUUCAGUGGUGGUAGUUUUAUUGUUAACAGUGGUGAUGGAGGAGGUUUUUCCGUUUCAACACCAAAUCAUCAUCGAAUCAUUAUUGAAGAUCAAUUAUGAAAAUAAUAAAUUAGAUUCUGAUUCUAAAACUGUGAUUUAACCCUUUGACAACCUACACAAACUUUCCUAAUAAAAAUCAAUUGGAAAAUAUUAAUCCUUUUUACACAGACAGACAAGAUUGCCAAAUCCAAAUUUUCUAUCCAAAAAAAUAUAUUGUAAAUAGCCAAACAAACAUUACGCUCAUUUAACGCACCAAACAAAAAAAAAUGAAAAAAUUGAA